CGCAUCGUAAUGGUGGGUCCCUCUACCUGGUUUUGGCAGCUGUCGGCCAACCAGGUAGGAGCUUGCAGCCGCUUCUUUUUGCCAUAUAAGCCCCGGCACUGGUGUGUCCUGGCACAGUCUGCUACCAAACCUCAACAUGAGCAUCAGCACUUUCAACUUCCAGUUCUACAACUACAAAAUGCCUGCGGCUAUGGGCUGCAGCACGUCGCGCUCUUCAUCGUCGUUCAUCAGCGAGCUGGAAAUGGACAUUGAUGAGGAGAUGUCCUCGCCGGCCGUCACCUCCACGCCCAAGCCGCGCUUCACCACGGAACUGGCCCUCCAGCUGCAGCGCGAGUCCCCGCAAACUCCGGCAAAGACCACACUCCCUGGCCUCAGGCCUCAACUUCACACGCCCCAGAAGCGCUGGUCCAUGGAGCUGCGCGAGAAGGUCCUGGAAAUGUCCAAGCGCAACAACGGCUCCGAUGGGGAGGAGCAACAACCACAGACCACAGAGCAGGAACAGCCACAGCAACAGCAACAAAAACAGCUGCAGCAGGAACAGGAAAAGUCAGAGCAGCACAACGGGGACCCUAAUGUGGCCCCGACUGUCACUGACAAAAUUAACUUCUUCAACAAGCUGACCAACACCUUCGAGUCCACACGGAGCGGAGCCACCGGCACUGCCAACAGCAGCAAAUGCCAUAACAACAAUCGCUUCAUUUCCCUGCUGCGCUCCACUCGGCCACAGGGCAUUGCCACCACAAGCUCCUCCAACAACAGCAGCCUCAGUGGCACCUCCGUCCUCAGCCAAGUGCCGCCCCCGAAGCCCAAGCGCUUGAUGGCCACCGCCCAGCCCGGCUCCACAUUCGCCAUGCCCUCGUCGAUGGGCAUGGGCGGCAGCCAGCGCAAGAGCUCGCUGCGGCGGAAGCCCUCCAUGGACAAGUCGAGGGCCACGAUUUCGCGCCAGAACUCGAGCGCCUCGGUGCGGCCCCAGCACCAUGCCAUCAUGGAGGAUCUCAGCCUAGUGGUGCCCGUCCGACUGCGCAUCGCCGAGUACGAGCAACGCAUCUCCAUGAGUGCCUAGAAGAGCUCUAUGUGGACCUAUGUGGGAGGAGGAGUGGCCUGUGCAAAAUGAUGGUUCCCAAGGAUAACCCUAGUUGUAAUCUAUCCAAAUAGUUCUGUAGCUCUAAGUUAGAUAUAACUUUUAAAGAACAAUACAUAUAUA
Messenger RNA from Drosophila pseudoobscura, 1204 nucleotides. It is a transcript of the gene bnk, whose product is annotated as bottleneck. The transcript has a single exon. Bases 137 to 1063 code for a protein of 308 amino acids. Lineage: Eukaryota; Metazoa; Arthropoda; Insecta; Diptera; Drosophilidae. The record is from RefSeq and is a predicted model, not a curated record.